AUGAUUAUACACAGAGAUGAUCUAGUUGAUAUCAAUAAAAUGUGUGCAGGCACAGAAAAUAAACUGAGCUCUCUCUCAGACCUGGAGCAGCAGUACCGAGCCUUGCGCAAGUACUAUGAAAACUGUGAGGUGGUCAUGGGCAACCUGGAGAUAACAAGCAUUGAGCACAACCGGGACCUGUCCUUCCUGCGGUCUAUUCGAGAAGUCACAGGCUAUGUAUUAGUGGCUCUGAACCAGUUCCGUUACCUGCCUCUGGAGAAUUUGCGCAUUAUUCGUGGGACAAAACUUUAUGAGGAUCGAUAUGCUUUGGCAAUAUUUCUAAACUACAGAAAAGAUGGAAACUUUGGACUUCAGGAACUUGGAUUAAAGAACUUGACAGAAAUCCUGAAUGGUGGUGUCUAUGUGGACCAGAACAAAUUCCUUUGUUAUGCAGACACAAUUCAUUGGCAAGACAUUGUUCGGAAUCCAUGGCCUUCAAAUUUGACUCUGGUAUCAACAAAUGGUAGCUCAGGAUGUGGGCGUUGCCAUAAGUCCUGUACUGGCCGAUGCUGGGGACCUACAGAAAAUCAUUGCCAGACUUUGACAAGGACAGUGUGUGCGGAACAAUGUGAUGGCAGGUGCUACGGGCCCUACGUCAGUGACUGCUGUCAUCGAGAAUGUGCAGGGGGCUGCUCAGGACCUAAGGACACCGAUUGCUUUGCCUGCAUGAAUUUCAAUGACAGUGGAGCAUGUGUUACUCAGUGUCCCCAAACCUUUGUCUACAAUCCAACCACUUUUCAGUUGGAGCACAACUUCAAUGCGAAAUACACCUAUGGCGCAUUCUGUGUCAAGAAAUGCCCACAUAAUUUUGUGGUAGAUUCCAGUUCUUGUGUACGUGCCUGCCCUAGUUCCAAGAUGGAAGUAGAAGAAAAUGGAAUUAAGAUGUGCAAACCUUGUACUGACAUUUGCCCAAAAGCUUGUGAUGGUAUUGGCACGGGAUCGUUGAUGUCAGCCCAGACUGUGGAUUCCAGUAACAUUGACAAAUUCAUAAACUGCACCAAGAUCAAUGGGAAUUUGAUUUUCCUUGUCACUGGUAUUCAUGGGGAUCCUUACAAUGCAAUUGAAGCUAUAGACCCAGAGAAACUGAAUGUCUUUCGGACAGUCAGAGAGAUAACAGGUUUCUUGAACAUACAAUCUUGGCCCCCAAACAUGACUGACUUCAGUGUUUUUUCCAACUUGGUCACCAUUGGUGGAAGAGUACUCUAUAGUGGCCUCUCCUUGCUUAUCCUCAAGCAACAAGGCAUCACCUCUCUGCAGUUCCAGUCUCUAAAGGAAAUCAGUGCAGGAAACAUCUAUAUCACUGACAACAGCAACCUGUGUUACUAUCAUACCAUUAACUGGACAACGCUCUUCAGCACCAUCAACCAACGAAUAGUGAUCCGGGACAAUAGGAAAGCUGAAAAUUGUACUGCUGAAGGAAUGGUGUGCAACCAUCUGUGUUCAAAUGAUGGCUGCUGGGGACCUGGGCCGGACCAGUGCUUGUCAUGCCGCCGCUUUAGCAGAGGAAGGAUCUGCAUUGAGUCUUGUAACCUCUAUGAUGGCGAAUUUCGGGAGUUUGAGAAUGGCUCCAUCUGUGUGGAGUGUGACCCCCAAUGUGAGAAGAUGGAAGAUGGCCUCCUUACAUGCCAUGGACCGGGACCUGACAACUGUACAAAGUGCUCUCAUUUUAAGGAUGGCCCAAACUGUGUGGAAAAAUGUCCAGAUGGCAUACAGGGGGCAAACAGUUUCAUUUUCAAGUAUGCAGAUCAGGAUCGGGAGUGCCAUCCAUGCCACCCCAACUGCACCCAAGGGUGCAUAGGCUCAAGUAUUGAAGACUGCAUCGGCCUCAUGGAUAGAACUCCCCUGAUUGCAGCUGGAGUCAUUGGUGGGCUUUUUAUCCUGGUCAUUGUGGGUCUGACAUUUGCAGUGUAUGUUAGAAGGAAGAGCAUCAAAAAGAAGAGAGCCUUGAGAAGAUUCCUGGAAACAGAGUUGGUGGAGCCCUUGACUCCCAGUGGCACAGCACCUAAUCAAGCUCAACUUCGGAUUCUGAAAGAAACUGAGCUCAAGAGGGUGAAAGUCCUUGGCUCUGGUGCUUUUGGAACCGUUUAUAAAGGUAUUUGGGUACCUGAAGGAGAAACAGUAAAGAUCCCUGUGGCUAUCAAGAUUCUCAAUGAGACAACUGGUCCCAAGGCCAAUGUGGAGUUCAUGGAUGAAGCUCUGAUAAUGGCAAGUAUGGACCAUCCACACCUAGUCCGGUUACUGGGUGUGUGUCUGAGCCCAACCAUCCAGCUGGUUACCCAACUUAUGCCCCAUGGCUGCCUAUUGGAUUAUGUUCAUGAACACAAGGACAACAUUGGCUCACAGCUGCUGCUUAACUGGUGUGUACAGAUAGCUAAGGGAAUGAUGUACCUGGAAGAAAGACGGCUUGUUCAUCGGGAUUUGGCAGCCCGUAAUGUUUUAGUAAAAUCUCCAAACCAUGUGAAAAUCACAGAUUUUGGACUGGCCAGACUCUUGGAAGGAGAUGAAAAAGAGUAUAAUGCUGAUGGAGGAAAGAUGCCAAUCAAAUGGAUGGCUUUGGAGUGUAUACAUUAUAGGAAAUUCACCCACCAGAGUGACGUUUGGAGCUAUGGAGUAACUAUAUGGGAACUGAUGACCUUUGGAGGAAAACCCUAUGAUGGAAUUCCAACCCGAGAAAUUCCUGAUUUAUUAGAGAAAGGAGAACGUUUGCCUCAGCCUCCCAUCUGCACUAUCGAUGUUUACAUGGUCAUGGUCAAAUGUUGGAUGAUUGAUGCUGACAGUAGACCUAAAUUCAAGGAACUGGCUGCUGAAUUUUCAAGGAUGGCCCGAGACCCUCAAAGAUAUCUUGUUAUUCAGGGAGAUGAUCGCAUGAAGCUUCCCAGUCCAAAUGACAGCAAGUUCUUUCAGAACCUCUUGGAUGAAGAAGACUUGGAAGAUAUGAUGGAUGCUGAGGAAUAUCUGGUCCCUCAGGCUUUCAACAUCCCACCUCCCAUCUAUACUUCCAGAGCAAGAAUUGACUCAAAUAGGAGUGAAAUUGGACACAGCCCUCCUCCUGCCUACACCCCUAUGUCAGGAAACCAGUUUGUGUACCGAGAUGGGGGUUUCACUGCAGAACAAGGAGUUUCUGUGCCCUAUAGAGCCACGACCAGCACAAUCCCAGAAGCUCCAGUUGCUCAGGGUGCCACAGCUGAAAUUUUUGACGAUUCCUGUUGUAACGGCACCCUACGCAAGCCGGUGGCACCCCAUAUCCAAGAGGACAGCAGCACCCAGAGGUACAGUGCUGACCCCACUGUGUUUGCCCCAGAACGGAGCCCACGAGGAGAACUGGAUGAAGAAGGUUACAUGACUCCUAUGAGAGACAAACCCAAACAAGAAUACCUGAAUCCUGUGGAAGAGAAUCCUUUUGUUUCUCGAAGAAAAAAUGGAGACCUUCAAGCUUUGGAUAAUCCUGAGUAUCACAAGGCUUCUAGUGGUCCACCCAAGGCAGAGGAUGAGUAUGUGAAUGAGCCAUUGUACCUCAACACAUUUGCCAACGCCUUGGGGAAUGCUGAGUACCUGAAGAACAACGUACUGUCUGUGCCAGAGAAGGCCAAGAAAGCAUUUGACAACCCUGACUACUGGAACCACAGCCUGCCGCCUCGGAGCACCCUUCAGCACCCAGACUACCUGCAGGAGUACAGCACAAAAUAUUUUUAUAAACAGAAUGGACGGAUCCGGCCCAUUGUGGCAGAGAAUCCUGAAUACCUCUCUGAGUUCUCACUGAAGCCAGGCACUGUGCUGCCUCCUCCACCCUACAGACACCGGAAUACUGUGGUAUAA
Molecule: messenger RNA, 3855 nt
Organism: Lepus europaeus (European hare)
Lineage: Eukaryota; Metazoa; Chordata; Mammalia; Lagomorpha; Leporidae
Gene: ERBB4
Product: erb-b2 receptor tyrosine kinase 4
Exons: 28
Coding region: 1-3855 (1284 amino acids)
Biological process (GO): cell surface receptor protein tyrosine kinase signaling pathway; protein phosphorylation; positive regulation of cell population proliferation
Cellular component (GO): signaling receptor complex; basal plasma membrane
Molecular function (GO): ATP binding; epidermal growth factor receptor binding; transmembrane receptor protein tyrosine kinase activity
Source: RefSeq, a predicted model, not a curated record